GGAUGUCACUUAGCAGACCGGCUUCAGGCCAUACGGGUGAUCAGGAUUGGUGCUUGAAGGACCUGGCCGACUCUGCACUCUCCAGGAGGUUCUGGUGACCCAAGACUAGGGCAAGUGAGGACGGUACUCGCAGUUGCCCGAUUCGAGCCGUGGCUCAGCACACGUCGGCAGUGCAGGCCAGCGGCCCUGCCUCCUAUCCUGAGUUUCCUCCGUUGGCUCAUAAGCCGCAGUUGAGGCCGUUAGGGUUGUGCCGAAGCCACGCACGCACUCUCCAUCUCACGGCCACAGUCUUCUGGGCGUACAACGCCCUUUUCUGACCGGGAAACUGAGGCCUAGGCGGGCUGCGCGAGGCCGUGGGCGGGAACGGGCUAUGCCCAGGUCUCCCGCUCGUCGUGCCCCGCCUCCACUGCAGAUUCCGAUGGCGGUAACCUGGCCGCUGACAGAUCCAGCGCGGGGCUUGAUGGCCUUUGAGGAUGUGGCUGUGUACUUCUCCCAGGAGGAGUGGAUGUUCCUGAAUGCGGCCCAGAGGGCGCUGUACCGCCAUGUAAUGCUGGAAAACUUCGCACUUGUAGACUCCAUAGGACCCUCUGUCUCCCGGCCUCGUGUGAUCAUCCAACUCCAGCGUGGUGAGGAACCCUGGGUUCCCAAUAGGACAAUUGCAGGCCCAGGCAGGGGCACCCACAGGAGAUCCAGCCUUGGAUCCAAUUACAGUGCAAGGGACAGACAUGUGUCUGGAGCAUCUCCAGGGGCCACCUGUGACAGGCCUGUUAGGAUAUCUACUAGUCUUCUUCCUCCUGCUGGUGCCUACCCUGAUGCAAAAAUUCUGGAGGGACACCAAAGUGCCUGCCCAUCUCUACAGAAAAAACCCACAGGGGUAUCAGUGAUUUACUGGGAGCAGCUACUGCUAGGUUCUAGCAGCAGUGAGGCAACUGUCAGCCUGCGAUUGACCUCCCCAGUAGGGGUUCCUGAGAAUGGUUCAUCUAGAGUGAAGGCCUUCUCUGACCUCCUGGCCCCAGGGAAGCAGCUACGGGUAGCAGAGCAGCAAAAGCCAGAGAUGCAGCUAAACCCUGGGAGAACUUUCCAAAGUAUCCCAGAUCUCCACGAGGCUGAGGAGGGACAUGGGAUAAGUGGGGCUUGCCAUGAGUCUCAGGGAGACCCCAGUGUUCCAGAGGCCCCGAUAUGGGAUGAGCUGGGAGAAGCCCUCCAGGCCGGCCCAGGCCUUUUCUCUGGGGACAAACCUUUUGAAUGUAGGGCGUGCAACAAAGUGUUUGUGAAGAGCUCAGACCUCCUAAAGCAUCUGCGCACUCAUACUGGAGAGCGGCCAUAUGAGUGUGCCCAGUGCGGCAAGGCCUUCAGUCAGACAUCUCACCUGACUCAGCACCAGCGCAUCCAUAGCGGUGAAACGCCCUAUGUGUGCAUGGUGUGCAGCAAGGCCUUCCGACACAGCUCCUCACUGGUGCGCCAUCAGCGCAUCCACACUGUCGAGAAGACAUUUCACUGCAACGAGUGUGGCAAGGCCUUCAGCCAUGGCUCCAACCUCAGUCAGCACCGCAAGAUCCACGCAGGAGGGCGUCCCUAUGCCUGUGCACAGUGCGGCCGCCGCUUCUGCCGCAACUCACAUCUUAUCCAGCACGAGCGCACGCACACAGGCGAGAAGCCCUAUGCCUGCUCCCUCUGUGGCGCAGCCUUUAGUCAGGGCUCCUCGCUCUUCAAGCACCAGCGUGUGCAUACUGGAGAGAAGCCUUUCUCGUGUCCACAGUGUGGCCGUGCCUUCAGCCACAGCUCCAACCUCACACAGCAUCAGCUGCUGCACACUGGCGAACGUCCCUUCCGCUGCGGCGACUGUGGCAAGGCCUUUGCCAAGGGAGCAGUGUUGCUCAGCCACAGGCGCAUCCACACGGGUGAAAAGCCCUUCGUGUGCACACAGUGUGGCCGCGCUUUCCGUGAGCGCCCCGCCCUCUUUCAUCACCAAAGGAUCCACACAGGAGAAAAGGCCCUGCGGAGGCCCAGGGGCAACAUGCACUCCCAGAUCGGGUCUCUUGGGGUAUCCUUAGAUGGUACACAUCCAAAGGCCACUUUAGACCCACCAGCAGUCCCAAAUAUUGCUGAGGCCUAAGGUCAUAGCUGUGCUCUUCUCUGGAAUCCCUUUCACUCACUGUGGAAGAGCCUGGAUUCUCAGCAAUUCACUGCUAUGUGAGCCAAAUACAAGGAGGACUUGCCAGUCAAGUCAGUUCCGUUUACAGCUAUAUCCUGAAAGAAGCUGGAGGAGAGGAAUCUGUAGAGUGCAUGUACCCCCUGUACUGGUGGGGCGGGCAGCGACUGUCCCCAGAACUAGUUAGUGGGUGACCCACAGACUUUGAUCUCCAUGUUGAUGCCACGUCAGUGUUUCCUGACUAUGGCUAUGAAAACAGGAAAAGAGCAUGCAGGAGGUGGGAGCUCUCAAACUAGCAGCUGAAGACACAGCCCCAGUGCAUUCCAUCUCCUUGGUGCAAGCCUCAGGCAAAUGAACAGUUUGUUUCGGAACCUGAGCUUUUUCCUCUGGGAAGUGAAGAGGGAAGGAGCUUUGGACCAGUGGAAGAUGAUGCUAUAAAAUAUUCUAGCAGCUGGAUAUAGUGACGUAUGCCUUUAAACCCAGGACUUGGGAGGCAAGGGCAGGUGUCUCUCUUGUGAGUUUAAAGCCAGCCUGGUCUACAUAGUGUGUUCCAGCUCCCAACUAGAGAGAGUUACACAGUGAAACCGUCUUUAAAAUAAUGUAAAUGUUCCAAUGGGAUCCAAAUAAAGUGCAAGUAGGCUCACAGCCAGCUAUGUGCUAGGUGCUAUGUGCUAGGUGCUGCCCAGACGGCAACUGUGGGCCUUGUGUCGGUGUCUCUGCUUCAAGCAAGGAAACGGAGGAUGCACAGAAGAGUCGUGGCCUAGAGCACACAGCAGAAGCAGGACUGAACGCAGAUGGACUUCUCCAGUCUCCAUCUACAAUCCCUUCCCUCUAGUCUACCAGGCCAGGCUCCAAGGGCUGGCCUAACCCACCAGUGGGAAAUGGAGGCCUGGAGGAAAGAUUGUGGCCCUCGGCUCUGCAAGACAGAUAAGAGUGCUGGCUGCUCAUUCAAGCCUGUCGUCAGCCAUUACCAAAGCCAUGCUAUAUGAGCCUUACCUCUGAAGUGGUGCUAGUAACUGAGAGGAAAUGAGACAGGGCUGCUUAUGUUUGCUGGGCUUAGCCAUCAUGCACCCACCUGUCCCAUCCGGUCCCACACAUACGAGUCCCGAGGUAAAGAGCUGAGCAGGGAAGCCUUGGCGUUUCCUAUGACUUCUGAGACCUCUCUAGUGUAACAACCCUAAACCUUGAGGGCAGAUGGGUGCGUGGGAUUCAGUUUGCUUGCUGUGGCCUUUAGCAGACCAGGUCUCAUUGGACCUGAGGUAAGACCAACAGGGAAAUGAAUGCCAGUAUUUAAAAGGUAAAACAGAUAUAUACUGUAAUUUCUUACCUAGAUAGGAAAGUCCACAUCUCUUGACUCCAGGACAUGCCUCCUGGUUUUUACUGCUGUUGUUCAUAGUUCAUAAUUAUAUGUGUGGAUGCAUGUAUGUAAGGCAUACAUGUAGAAGUCAAAGGACAAUUUUCAGGAAUCAGUUUUCUCCUUCCAUCAUAUGGGUGCUGGGGAUGGAGCUCAAAUUGUAACGCUUCAUAGUACAUGACUUUAACCACUGUUGGCCCUGAUAUUUUUUUUCAGACAGGGUCCCAUGUAACCCAGGUUAGCCUUGAACUCUGUAGCCAAGGCUGGCCUUGAACUUCUGUUCUCUUGCCUUUACCUCCUGAGUUCUGAGACUACAAGCAUACACCACCAGCCUGGUUUAUUCAGUACUAGAGAUUAAACCUGAGGCUGUGUGCCUAUUUAGCAAGCACUCCGCCAACUGAACUAUAUCCUUCUCCCUCAGUUUCAGGUUUUAAUUAAUUCAAAGAACUAGGCUUGGUGUGGCAUGUCUGGAAUGCCCAUAGUCAGGAGGGAGAGGUAGAGGAGGCAAUUCAAGGAUAGUUUGAGGCCCUGUGUUUUGUUUUGAGACAGGGUUUCUUGGUGUAGCCCUGGUCACCUAGAACAGGAUGGAGCUCUGUAGACCAGGCUGGCCUGAAUUCAGAGAAAUCCACCUGCCUCUGCCCCACCAAGCACUGGGAUGAAAGGCAUGUGCCAUCACAGCCCAGCAUUGAAGCCCCUAUCUUAAAAAGAAAAAACUGAGUUGAUACACACCUGUGUGAACAAUACUUGUUUUUACCUUAGAGAAGAUAUUAAACGGAUGUUCACAGACAUGAUAUUGAAGUAAGCACAGAGGAUUUGGCUUUAAUCUGGGUUCUGAGGUCACAGAGAUACAGCUUAUCUGUAGCCCAGUGUAGGAUGGAGUCAUCUAUGUCCCUUUGGUGGCCACAGGUAGGUGGGGGAAGCCAGGAGGUCUAGGAAAAGGCAAUCUGCUCCAGAGCAACAGUUCUGUUGAAAGAUGAGCCUUUGUGGAGAGAGGAGGGUGGGAAGAAUGAGUCACUGCUAUGAGCACGUCUGCUGUUGAGGAUGAGUGCAUGUGUAAAGUUGAGUCCAGCUCUUUAGGAACUCCCGUCCCGUCACCUGGAGGUAUAGUGGUGUAGACCUGUAACCCUAGCACUUUGGGAGGCUGAGACAGGAGGAUCUGAAGUUAACCCUCCAGAUCAGUGUGAGGCUACUGAGAAAGUCUGCAGAAAAAAAAUUACACAGGUCAGAUGUCUAAUCCCAGCACACAAGAGACAGAGACAAGUAGGACUACAUAGCAGUUGGAGGUCCAUAGUGAGACCCUGUCUCAAAAAAGCAAUAAAACCAUCUUGCAGCUACCAUCUAUGCAUAAGACACACCUGUCCCACCCAUCUGCCAGUAGAGUCAGACACAUCUGUCCACUAAACCUCAUUAAUUCAUGAAAGGAGGGAUGCUGUACAGGAUCCAGCUGCCCAAGACCCUGUAAGAGAAAAUUCUCUGAGGUAGGCCUCCUGAUACCCAGUAGGCCCACUGUCAGCUCCUCUCGGAUGGAACUAUGUAACGCCAGGAAGGCCCAGGACCAAAGAUACGUUGAGGAAACUGAGUUCCCCAACAGUUCUCUGACAGUCCUGAGCCUUCUGGGAUCCACAGACUGGAAUUGUUACCACCUUCUCUUCCUCACCAGCCUCUGCUUUUAAGCUGAGUGCUUUUUACCUCCACACUCCUUGGAUCUACCUCUUCCAAUACCGAGAACUGGCCUGCGCUCCCCUAUGUGUGGGAGUUCCCCAAGAACUACGGCUAUACUGGGUUAGCUCCUCUUAACAGGCUACGCUUGUAAAAAUGCCUAUGGGUUUUCUAAGUCAAAUGUUAAACCAGCUAAGCUUGGUAGCACCUGCCUGUGUUCUCAAAGCUGAGAAAACUGAAGCUGCAGGUUACAGAAACCCUGUCUUAAAACAACAAAACCCUCACCUCCCAAUCCCACAAAACCAAAUAAACACAUGCACCAAA
Rattus norvegicus (Norway rat) is the source of this 5489-nucleotide messenger RNA. RefSeq names its product zinc finger protein 324 (gene Zfp324). Gene Ontology annotation, biological process: regulation of DNA-templated transcription. NCBI's taxonomy places the organism in Eukaryota, Metazoa, Chordata, Mammalia, Rodentia, Muridae. The record is from RefSeq and is marked validated. The transcript has 4 exons. The coding region runs from base 371 to 2116 and encodes 581 amino acids. Gene Ontology annotation, cellular component: nucleus.